Molecule: messenger RNA, 1434 nt
Organism: Penicillium chermesinum
Lineage: Eukaryota; Fungi; Ascomycota; Eurotiomycetes; Eurotiales; Aspergillaceae
Product: putative phthalate transporter
Exons: 6
Coding region: 1-1434 (477 amino acids)
Biological process (GO): transmembrane transport
Cellular component (GO): membrane
Molecular function (GO): transmembrane transporter activity
Source: RefSeq, a predicted model, not a curated record
AUGGUGGAUAUGGAUGAGAAACCGUCUACGGUGGAACGCAUCGAGGAUGUCAAUCCGAAAUCUCUCAGCACUGUCGACGAUGAAGAGUUUACUCUUGCAGAGCAGAAGGCCAUCAUCCGGCGGGUGGACCUGCGUCUGGUUACGAUGACGGGGCUGACAUACUGUAUCUCGCUCAUGGACCGAACGAACUUGAGUGCGGCGGCGAUUGCUGGAAUGACAACGGAGCUGGCUCUCACGGUUGGAGAUCGAUAUUCACUCGUCGUCCUGAUGUUUUUCGUGCCAUACGUUCUCUUUCAACCACCAAUGACCAUUCUCAUCCGAAAGAUCGGCCCGACAAUAUUCAUAGGAACAAUCGUGAUGACUUGGGCAGCGGUCAUGAUAGUAAGCUAUCGCAUUUCCUCCUCUGUAUCCCUCCUAACAGGCCUGAAGGGAACAGGCUUCGUCAAAAACUGGGGCCAACUCGUGGGCAUGCGAGUCCUCCUUGGUGUCCUCGAAGCAGGGUAUUUCCCUGGAUCCGUCUACUUACUCUCCUGUUGGUACACCCGCUACGAUGUACAGAAGCGUUUCUCAAUCUUCUACCUGAUUGGCUGCGUCGCAUCUGCUCUAGCCGGUAUUCUUGCCUACGGCCUGAUGCAGUUGAACGGGAAGCACGGGCUGACUGGGUGGCGCUGGAUAUUCAUCCUUGAGGGCGUGAUCACCGGCGCGAUCGGAAUCCUCUGUUUCAUCUUCCUAGUGGAUUUCCCUGACCGAGCAUGGAAAUCAUGGUGGUUUCUAAACGAGCGCGAAAGUGCCUUCAUCGUGCGCCGGAUCAACCAGGACCGAAACGACGGCGACGUAGAAGCGUUCUCGCUGAAGAAGUUCCUGAAGCCAAGCCUCGACCUCAAGAUCUGGGGAUUCGGUCUCAUCUUCUUUUGCCUGACGACAGUCACCUACGCGAUCGCCUACUUCCUCCCUAUCAUCCUCCGCACGGGGAUGGGCUUCGGUAUCGGCGAGUCUCAAUGCCUCGUCGCGCCGCCCUAUGCCUUCGCCGGAAUCGUCAUGUAUAGCACCGCGUGGGUGGGCGAUAAGUACCGCACGCGAGGCCCUGUCCUCGUGUUCAACUGUCUGCUGAGCAUCAUCGGGCUGCCGAUGAUGGGAUUUGCCACGGGCAACGCGACCCGGUACGCGGGUGUGUUCUUGACCGUUGCGGGGGCCAAUGCGAAUAUCCCGGCUUGUCUGGCGUACCAGGCGAACAAUGUGCGUGGGCAGUGGACGCGCGCACUGUCCAGCGCGACGCUGGUGGGGAUGGGGGGUGUGGGGGGAAUUGCGAGUAGUUUGGUCUUCCGCGAGCAGGACGCGCCGGGGUAUAGGCCGGGGAUGUAUGCUGCGAUUGCGUGCAAUAUUCUGGUCAUCUUGAUUGUGGGGGGCUUUGAGCGUGUGGUUCUGGUUCAGUAA